AUGGAGACGGAGCGUAACCAGCGGUACCUUUCUCGCAUUCUUCGCGAGAAGCAGGCAAAUCGCCAGAACCCCUUCAACUCGCCCCCCUCUUCUACCGGCUCCCAUGGCACCGUCAGCCCGACUAUGACCUCUGUCUUCUCCGACCCCGACGGCGAGUCGACUCGCAGACUAAAUAACGAUAUUGCCCGCAUUACGGGCGGCAAAAAACUCCCCGUCAACUGGGAGGCGGCCCAUCGCAAGUGGCCCGAGUACUUUUCCAAGCCCCAAAACUCUCUAUUCGACAAUGAUGCAAUGCCUCUCAAGGAAAAUCACAAACCCGCCCCUGUCAAGUUCCUCCAAGAAGAUUCCACACGAGACAUCUGGAAUGGCUCCAGGCGCAAGCGAGCCGACAUGCAGCCUCGUGCCGACGACGAAUCCGAUCUCUCGAUUUUACUUUCCAAGUCUCCCGCCGCCGCCCUCUCCCUCAAAAAUAACCGCCACCUCAGCCCCAUCUCGCGUGCCCAUGCCCGCGCGCCUUCAGAGCCUGCGCCGCUUCUCCAGAGGCGGCCUUCCAUCUCCGAGGCUCUUGAGCGCCUGCGCAAGGCCUCAAGCAGCCCCAAGCAAACCGACCAAAAGCAAAUGCCAGAAACCAACGGCCCAUCUCCCAAUGCCUCCUCCGCUAAAUCUAGCUUCACUGCGGUGCCUCCUUCGCCCAAUUCCAUCGCUAGCCCCAACAAUGACGCCAAUGCCCGCUCAUUCUUUAUGCCCGACGUCUCUCACCUUGGCGACUUUGUCACUGGUACUCUUCGCUUCAGUGGUUCCAUGAAAAAUGGCGUCCCCAUCUUCGUCAAGCAGGGCAAAGUGCAUGACAAGCAAACAAGCCCCGCUGCCGCCGCACAUGCUGCUGUUGACUCUGUCAAGGUUCCUCAAGAGGAAGAAAGAAUCUUUGUCUCUAUGGAUAUGAUCCGCGACGAAAUUAUGUUCCUUCAAGAACACCAUGAAAAGGUACAAGAGUAUGCCAUGAACCUACAGCAGCAAGUCGAGAGGCUUGAAGCUCAAGCAAAGGCCAAGGGCCAGAACCCAGACAGCCAUCGUCACAAUGACCACACUGCUGAAAUGAACUCUCGGCUUCGAUCCGAGGUGGCCACCUUGCAAGCACGCCUAGACCAAGCUACACACAAACUCAGUACUAGCGAGAUUAACAGCGAUUCCAUCUCGCAUGAGAAGGAACGUGUACUCACUAGAUUGCAGGAGGCGUGUGAUGAUAUCAACAAGCUGACUCGCAAGCUCACGGUCAAGGAGAAGGCCCUGGAGACAUCUCAGAAACAGCUGGACUCGUCCGAGCAUGUUCGUCAGGAUAAUAAAGCACUUCGCCGCGACUUAGUUGCAAUCACCCACAGCCGCGAUGCUCUUGAGCUAGAAAAUUCGUCUCUACGCGACGAUAAUGAUAGGCUUGAAAGUGAGCUGCAAUCGCUGCGAUCCGAGAUAGAGACUAGGCGUGCCGAAAGUGACCGCCUGCGCCAACAACGUCAGUCUCUAAUCGCCGAAAACAAAUCUCUUCGUGCCAGCAAGACCCAGUUGGAGCAAAACGAGGUUCUCAAUGAGGAUCUCGAUGAAGUACAGCACGAGUUGGAUGUUGCUCGCGAGGAGCUCGAAGUGCUGCGCAAAGAAAAUGAGGAGCUCGAAGCGCUGCGCAGGCAAAACGAGGAGCUUGAAGCGCUGCGCAGGCAAAACGAGGAGCUCGAAGCGCUGCGCAAGGAAAACGAGGAGCUUGUUUCCUUGCGAGAGGAUAACCGGAGCCUCGUACGACACAAUGAAAAGUACUUCAACGACAACAAGAUGAUCAGACGCGAAAACUCUGGGUUUCAACGCAGUAUCCAUGACUUACACGAGGAGAAUCUCAAACUCAAAGAGGAAGUUGAUUUUCUCAAGCAGCAGAUGGAUCACUACCGCCCAGCCCCCAAGGCCAACAUUGAGACUGACAAUACCACCGCUGGUCUCUUCAUGCCUGAGACGGCCACUGAUACCAAUAUCUCUGGUCCUGACGGGCCUACGCAGACCAAGGAACUACCUGAUCCUCUGGAGAUGACUGGCCAAAGCCAAAACUUGACCGAUGCCGACUACGCAGAAGUUAUAGACAUGGACCAAAUCGUGAACGCAUCUCAGAAGAAGGGCCAAACUGCUACUGAGCAGGCUCAAAAGGUAGCUUUUUCUAUUCCUACCAAGCCCGAGGUGCUCAAAAGAACUGCCAACCAAGGCAGCAAGCGAUCUGCCUCGCGCCAACCACCCAAAGCCCACGCCGAAAACCACAAUAACUACAUCCCACGCGCCUUGCGCUACAGGGUGCAAGCACAACCAUUGACAUCCUUCCUUGAUAUCGGCAAGUUCGACAGCCGAGGGAGUGGCGGUGUACAUUUAUUUGGCUCGAUAAAAACCCCUGAUCUUGGCACCUCUUACGCAGCAUAG
Messenger RNA from Beauveria bassiana ARSEF 2860, 2445 nucleotides. RefSeq names its product rhoptry protein. Lineage: Eukaryota; Fungi; Ascomycota; Sordariomycetes; Hypocreales; Cordycipitaceae. The coding region runs from base 1 to 2445 and encodes 814 amino acids. The transcript is spliced from 3 exons. The record is from RefSeq and is a predicted model, not a curated record.